GCGAGCCGGCCGAGAGUCGAGCCUCCACUCCGCGCCGAGUGCUCGCCGCGAGUGCAAGCGCCGCGUGUGCCGUGCGACCUCGACGCCACACUUCCACACCGUCACAAAUCGCGUACACCGAAAUCACUUUCGCUCAACAUCGCAAUCUACAACUAUGAUAACACAGUGAAUAUUAUAUGUGAUCUGACGGCCUGGCUGCUAGCUGCCAGCUCUGCCACGGAUACUCUGCAAGGACAAUGCCUCAGUGGACGAACGCGGAGGGCGAGGGCUCUGAUGCAGAGUCUCCGGAUCAGUUCAUAUUGUACUAUGAGGAUGACAACGCCGACUAUGACGCCAAGCCUGAUGUGAACGACCAGAUGGAACAAGCCGGUGACUUCUCAGACAGCGGCAGCGGGAGCGACGAGCAGAUUCCCCGGCGCGGGAGCAGGCCGCGGCGCACGCCCGCCGGCUCGCCAUCGUCGGGCAGCAGCGCGGGCCCCGGCCGCCGGCGCCGCUGCGGGAUCUCCGCCCGGGAACGGAACCUACGCCGCCUCGAAAGCAACGAGCGGGAGAGGAUGCGGAUGCACUCACUUAACAGGGCUUUUGAGGACCUUCGGCGAGUUAUUCCACAUAUCAAGAAAGACAACAGGAGUCUAUCCAAAAUAGAAACGCUUACCUUAGCCAAAAAUUACGUGAAAGCCCUCACCAACGCUAUAUGUUCUAUGAGAGGCGACGUACCUCGGUACCACUUUAACUCAGACGACGAGAACGUAGAGCCAUCGUUUAUACUAAACAGAGGGCAAGAGCAAAACAACAACGUGCCAAAUGCGCAAGAGCAGGACUUCGCUAACGGCGCACAAGGAUUCUUCUAAACGCCUGACUGCCACCCCGCUGUACACCGGGCAUUAUGCACUCGACAUUUGGUUUUUAGCACCGUAGAAUAUUUUGCCUUAAGCCAUUAUAACAGUGGCGGUUCUAAGCUUGUGCGAGGAUCAUUAUUGUUUAUUAUUGUAUCGUGUAUAGCUUCUUGUGAUUUUGCCUGCAUCACUCUAUUUAAAAAAAAAGCUAUAAAAUUAGAAAGAAAAUGGCCUUAAAAUGUCUAAUGUAGAAACAAUAGGUGUCUAUAUUUUUUUUUUAGAAACGAUUUACUAUAUGUAGAUAUUAUAAAUUUAAAAAAUCUUUCUAUUUUUAAUGUCGUUUCUUAAAUAACGUAAGUACAUAAAAUAUUAAAAUUUUCGUCGACAACCUAUCUGAGUUUCGCUGCUUUUAUGAACCGCCACUGCGUCAAAGUAAUCGAAAAAUAAUGAUAAGAUAAAUUUUCAAUAAUAUAUUUCACGUUAAUUGAUGUCAGAUUAGUGUCCAUUAAAAUUGACAGUAGGUUACAAUAGUACCUAACACAAUUGAAAAAGGAAACGCAAUGCAAACAAAUAUCUAUGCAAUUGUCUCUAGCAUUAUUUUUUUGAUAAAUUGACAGGUGUCAAAUGCAUUUGAAAACAUUCUAUUUGUUUACGUUUUGUCUAUUCUUUCCCUAAAUAUGGUAUAGACAUGGUUUAAUGGCCGCAUAAUGUGCAGGGCUCUGCGGUAGAGGGCCAAGCGCCGGGGUACUGAGUAUGAACGUAGUUAUUUUCAUGUGGGGCAUAUGCCCUACUAACUAAAAAACAACCUCAAAUUAUUUGGGUGGCGAGGGCCAAUUUUUACUGUUUUAUUAUCGCUUCUGACCCAUGACCGCUUAAGCCCUGCAGGACUGCUAUGCCAAUGUUUAAGAGAUCAUACAGCCUAAUAUUUUUAGAGCCUUUUUUCGUAGAUUAUUUCAUUCCCAGAAUUUAUCUUCUAUUAUUGACCUUUUACUUAGAAACAUUUUAGGCAGUGUUUGUCUCUUUAAUUUUACGCUACAUGGUUGUUCUAUAGUAAUUUAGAGUCUAUCUGGGUAGAGAGCACUGUUAUAUUUUUGUGGUCAAACAGUUUGAAAGACACUGUACCCAAUAUAUUAGAAACUUUGAGAUUUAUUUUCUGUCUUAGGGUGAAAAGCGCAGUGCACUACUCGGUAGUACUAUAAAUUAUUCCUAAGAGGUAUUACUACUGUUUAUGAUGCACCAACCAUCAGGCAAUCGACCUCAUUUCAGAUGUUAAAAGAAAGUGACAUAAAAGUCUGAUAAAAUGUUUUAUGUAAUAGGAAUAAUGUAUUAGAAAUGUGUAUAGUCAAAGUCCAAAGUUCAACUGUAAUACGAAUUUAAUUGGUAAUGUUAAUGUAGCUAACAUUACUAUGAAAAAUACAAAAAAAUAAAUGUAUUUAGAGUAGAAUAUUAUUGAAAGUGACAAAUAUUUUUGCUUUAUGGGCACGAUAAAGAUAAUUUAACCCAAACAAAAACAUUCAUUCAGCCAAAGGCUAGGGCGUCGUCAGUUAAUAGCCAUGGAGGUUCAAAUUGCGGAAAUAUCUCUUCCCUUUUUUUUGAAGAUACAUAAUAUUGAAUCACACGUUUAGUUAAAAUAAAACUCCCGACUUGUAAAAUAAAAUACCUAUUUAAUAUAGUGUCCGAUAUUUAGGCUAGAUACGUAUUUUGCCUCCUUCGACGCCCAUUGCCAAAGUGAAAUUAUUUUACAUUAUUUAUGUCCAACAAGGAUGCAUUAAUUAAAAGGGGAAAUUGUCAGAUCUCAUUAUGUUGACUACUAGAACUAUUGUACAUUCUCAUGGUGCCAAACCCGUCAGAAUAUCAAAAACAAAAAUGUAUCCUGUAGGAAACAAUUAGGAUAAUGGCUACAGGUGUCCAGUCAAUUUCACCAUUUGUAAAAAGUUUAUAUGUCUAGUAUAGAUUAUGUUGUUUCUUUGUUGUGAUUUUUUUCGCUUCAUCCGAUCCGAACGAGAAACAAAAUGAACAAUUAA
Messenger RNA from Manduca sexta (tobacco hornworm), 2860 nucleotides. RefSeq names its product class A basic helix-loop-helix protein 15 (gene dimm). The record is from RefSeq and is a predicted model, not a curated record. Gene Ontology annotation, molecular function: protein dimerization activity. Bases 237 to 851 code for a protein of 204 amino acids. Lineage: Eukaryota; Metazoa; Arthropoda; Insecta; Lepidoptera; Sphingidae. The transcript is spliced from 5 exons.